Messenger RNA from Aspergillus sclerotioniger CBS 115572, 716 nucleotides. RefSeq lists its product as uncharacterized. The transcript has 2 exons. Bases 285 to 716 code for a protein of 143 amino acids. NCBI's taxonomy places the organism in Eukaryota, Fungi, Ascomycota, Eurotiomycetes, Eurotiales, Aspergillaceae. The record is from RefSeq and is a predicted model, not a curated record.
UGAAAGGCGCAAUGUCUAUCCCAAGGCUGGGUGGGUUGCAAGGCGAACCAAGGUGUGGUCGGCGUGUAUGACGUUAACCGCAACGACGUCACCAGCCAUCCAACCAUCGGCUCUCCUCGACGGAUGUACAUAUUAAAAGCAGCACCACCCCUUGAGAUUAAACCUACCAUUCUAUCAACACAAACAUCCUCAUCACAAGCAAUCUAUCACAUUCCAACUACAGUUCUCUACAAUCCACACCACUACUACCACUCCAACCACCUCACAAUCCACCACUAUCCAAAAUGUCCGAGCAGACCUUCCACACCACCAUUCAGGACCUCCGCAAGCCUGAAUCCCACGCCUCUCACGCUGGAGCUGGCAAAACCCCCAAGAACUCCAACAUCUCCGCCAUGAAGUCCAUCGUGGACGAGAACAACUCCGACAAGCAGGCCCAGAUCGACAAGACCAAGGCCAACCUGCCAUUGCCCGAGCAGCCCCCUCGUGCCAGUGACUGGAACUCUGCCGACCAGAGAACCGUCAACGUGGGUUCGGGCGGUCGCGAAGGACCCGUUUCCGGAGAGAACAACAGUGCCUUGAGAGAACCUGCCACUGCAAGCAGCAGUGUUCGUAUCGAUGGCGAUGAAUAUCACAAGAACACGCAACCUAUGAGUGGCGUUGGUCGCCAGGGCAAGGAUAACCUUGACGGUCUGCCCCGGGAUGCUCUGUAUCGGUAA